Chilo suppressalis (striped riceborer) is the source of this 1589-nucleotide messenger RNA. The record is from the annotation of a GenBank genome assembly. NCBI's taxonomy places the organism in Eukaryota, Metazoa, Arthropoda, Insecta, Lepidoptera, Crambidae.
AUUGUUCGCUGAUAUAGCGAAAUGGUAAGUUCGAAGCCCCUAAAAGUUUUGAUUCAUCGUAAAUCCUGUGUAGUGGCUAAAACUAUUGUUGUGCAAGUGUUUACUUCUGGUUGAAAAAAUCAUGGUGCGAAUCCCACGUGUUUGGUUAUUAAUUCGUUAAAAUUCGUGAUAAUGUGAACGUUUCACUUAGUUUCUAGUUCUCCAAACUACAAUAAGGAUCUAAAAACUUCAAAUUUAUAUACAUUUUGCAUACACAAAGCUCCCGGUGAAAGAGUCUAUCAGUUGCCCGACCGCUUGUGUCGGUCUACUCAGAGAAGAGCGAGGUUGUACCUGGGGCCUCGCUGCCUUUACCAUUCGUAUUCAAGGCGCCCAUCAGGCCUGACCUUGUCAACGAUGUGCACGUUUCCAUGUCUAAGAAUGCACGCCAGCCAUACUGUGUCAGCAAGGAGGCAGGUCAUCAAACCAGUGCGGAGUCUUGGGGCACCGGUCGUGCUGUUGCUCGUAUUCCCCGUGUGAGGGGUGGCGGUACUCACAGGUCUGGUCAAGGUGCGUUCGGUAACAUGUGCCGCGGCGGUCGCAUGUUUGCCCCCACGAAGCCGUGGCGUCGCUGGCACCGGCGCAUCAACCUGCGCCAGCGACGGAUCGCCACCGCGGCCGCUCUGGCCGCCGCUGCAGUCCCCGCCUUGGUGCAGGCCCGCGGUCAUGUGAUCGACAAGAUCCCCGAGCUGCCCCUGGUGGUGUCUGACAAGGUGCAGGAGAUCAACAAAACCAAGCAGGCGGUCAUCUUCCUGAGACGCAUCAAGGCCUGGUCCGAUGUCCUUAAGGUAUACAAAUCGCAGAGACUGCGCGCCGGCAAGGGAAAGAUGCGUAAUCGUAGGCGCAUCCAACGCAAGGGACCCCUCAUCAUAUACCACAAGGAUCAGGGUCUCACUCGUGCAUUCCGCAACAUCCCCGGUGUAGAAACCUUGAGCGUUGAGAAACUGAACCUCUUGAAGUUGGCUCCGGGCGGACACGUGGGCAGGUUCAUCAUUUGGACACAGGGCGCUUUCGACAGGCUCGACGCCCUGUUCGGUUCAUGGAAGACACCAUCUAAGGAGAAGAAGAACUUCAACUUGCCGCAGCCCAAGAUGGCCAACACUGACCUGAGCCGUCUGCUCAAAUCCGACGAAAUUAGGAAGGUGCUGCGCGCCCCCAAUAAGCGCGUAGUUCGCGCAACCCGUAAGCUGAAUCCGUUGACCAACUCGAGGGCUAUGCUGCGGCUCAACCCUUACUCAGCUGUAUUGAGAAGGAAAGCGGUUUUGGACCAACAGAGGAAGAACAACCAGAGGGCGUUGGCACUCGCCGAGAAACGAGGCAUCAAAUUGCCGGAGUCUGACCCCGCUGUCAAGGCAGAGAAACUUCGUUUGAGGAGAGGCAAGGCUAUCAAAGCCGCUAUGGCAAAGAAACCCAAGAAGCCGGCUGCUAAGAAGACUGCCCCUCCACCACCCAAGAAGAAGGCGGAAAAGCCAGCGGGCAAAGUGGCCAAACCUGCUAAAGUUAUUAAACCCGCUAAGUGAUGGCACAAUAAAGUUAUGUAAUAAUAUGUACCA